Messenger RNA from Yamadazyma tenuis ATCC 10573, 2148 nucleotides. It is a transcript of the gene AMO1, whose product is annotated as Amo1p. The record is from RefSeq and is a predicted model, not a curated record. NCBI's taxonomy places the organism in Eukaryota, Fungi, Ascomycota, Pichiomycetes, Serinales, Debaryomycetaceae. Gene Ontology annotation, molecular function: primary methylamine oxidase activity; quinone binding; copper ion binding. Gene Ontology annotation, biological process: amine metabolic process.
AUGGAAAGAUUACAACAAGUCGCUUCACAGGUGACCUCCGCGGUGUCUGCUCCUGCGGCCCCUGCUCAUCCUUUGGACCCGUUAUCCCCUCAAGAGAUCAAGUACGUCACUUCGAUUGUCAAGGAGAAAUACCUGGGUAAAACCCUUAAUUUCAACACCGUUACUUUAAGAGAACCUCCAAAGAACCUUUACUACAACUGGAAGGAAAAGAAGGGUCCAUUACCUCCUCGUUUGGCCUAUUUUGUUGUUAUCGAACAGGAUGUUACAGCAGUUCAAGAAGGUGUGGUUGAUAUUCCAACUGGCCAGAUCAUCCAAUUAAAGCAGACUGAAGGUGUGCAACCAAUCUUGACCACCAAGGAUUUGUCUGAUACCGAAGAGAUUGUCAGAAAUGAUCCAAAUGUCAUUGCUCAAGUUGUACUCUCGGGUUUGGACAAGAGUGAAAUGAAGAACAUUUACUGUGAUUCUUGGACCAUUGGAUACGAUGAAAGAUGGGGUGCUUCCAGAAGAUUGCAACAAGCGUUGAUAUACUGGAGAAGCCACGAGGAUGAUUCUCAUUACUCCCAUCCCUUGGAUUUCUGCCCCAUUGUCGAUAUGAAUGCUGGUAAGGUUAUCUUUAUUGAUAUUCCUACCAAGAGAAGAAAAGUAUCCAAACACAAACACACGGGUUUCCACCCAAGAGAUGUUGCUUCUAAGUUCGGAACCAAGGAAAACCCAUCUGGUUACAGACAAGAUGAUACUCCUAUCAACAUUACUCAACCAAAUGGGGUUUCUUUCAACAUGCAAGGAAAUGUCAUGGAAUGGUCCAACUUCAAGUUCCACAUUGGUUUUAACUACAGGGAAGGUAUUGUGUUGAGUGAUGUCAACUACAAUGACCACGGCAAUACCAGGUCUUUGUUCCACAGAAUCUCUUUGUCGGAAAUGAUUGUUCCUUAUGGAUGUCCCGACUUUCCUCACCAGAGAAAACAUGCGUUGGAUAUUGGUGAAUAUGGUGCUGGUUACUGUACUAACCCAUUAUCAUUGGGAUGUGACUGUAAAGGAGUGAUCCAUUACUUGGAUGCCCAUUUUGUCGAUAAGUUUGGUGACCCUUCUACCAUCAGAAAUGCUGUCUGUAUCCACGAAGAAGACGAUGGGAUUUUGUUCAAGCACUCCGACUUCAGAGACGAUUUCCAAACCACCAUCAACACCAGAGGUAAGAAGUUGAUCAUCUCUCAAAUCUUCACCGCCGCUAACUACGAAUACUGUUUAUACUGGACCUUGAGACAAGAUGGUACCAUUAAGUUGGAGGUCAGAUUGACCGGGAUCUUGAACACCUACAUUUGUGACGAAGAUGAGGAUAUUGGACCAUGGGGAACCAUUGUUUACCCCAAGGUCAAUGCCCACAAUCACCAGCACUUGUUCUCCUUGAGAAUCCACCCUAGAAUUGAUGGUGAGGGUAACUCUGCCGCCACGUCGGAUGCUUGUCCUUCGCCUUAUCCAACUGGAUCUCCUGAAAACGUCUAUGGUAAUGGGUUCUAUGCAAAGAAAACCGUAUUUAAGACCGUCAAGGAUUCGUUGACCCAAGCAGAAUCAAAGUAUGCCAGAACCUGGGACAUGUUUAACCCCAAGUCCAUCAACAAGUACUCCGGGAAGCCCGCAUCUUACAAGUUGGUGUCUACCUUCUGUCCUCCGGUGUUGGCUCAACCCGGCUCAUUGGUGAGAAAAAGAGCUCCAUGGGCUGAACACACCACACAAGUUGUUCCAUACAAAGACGAGGACUUUGGAUACGGUACGUUGUAUCCAUCAGGUGACCAUGUUGCUCAAUGGAGUGGUGAUGGUUUGAGAGGAAUGAGAAAGUGGAUUGGUGAUGGAACCGAUAAUGUUGAAAACACUGACAUUGUGUUUUUCCACACCUUCGGUAUCACCCACUUCCCAUCCCCAGAAGACUUCCCCGUCAUGCCAACUGAGAUAUUCGACUUGAUGUUGAGACCAAGACAUAUUUUCACAGAAAACCCUGUGCUCGAUAUCAAGCCUUCGUACUCCAAGAUGACUUCAGAAGUCAGAACGGGGGCCAAGGGUUUGGAUUCAUGUUCUUUGAACGUUGACUCCACUUCCAGAUUGGCGUUCAACAAGACAUCAUCGUCAUCUGACUCGUGUUGCUCUAAGAAGUAG